AUGGAUUAUGACAACCACACCUCUUUGCAGAGUUUCAUCCUUGCUGGUUUUACUAUCACUGGGAUCUUGCAAUCUCUUGCCUUCUUAGGAACCCUGUGCAUCUAUCUCCUCACUCUGGCAGGGAACUUGUUGAUCAUUGUGCUGGUUCAGGCAGAUUCUGGACUGUCAACACCCAUGUACUUCUUCAUCAGUGUCCUCUCCUUCUCAGAACUCUGGUAUGUCAGCAGCACAGCGCCCACACUGCUGCACACCUUGCUCCAUGGGCGUUCUCUCAUCUCGUCUGCUGCAUGCUUCAUCCAGCUCUAUGUCUUCCAUUCUUUGGGCAUGACUGAGUGCUACCUGCUGGGGGUCAUGGCGCUGGACCGCUACCUUGCCAUCUGCCGCCCUCUCCACUACCAUGCGCUCAUGAGUGGACAGGUGCAGUUGUGGCUAGCAGGGGCCACUUGGGUGGCUGGGUUCUCAGCUGCACUUGUGCCAACCAGCCUCACAAUCACUCUUCCCUUCUGCUUGAAAGAGGUGGACCAUUACUUUUGUGACCUGGCACCACUAAUGCGGUUGGCUUGUGUGGACACAAGCUGGCAUGCUCAAGUACAUGGAGCAGUGAUUGGUGUGGCCACAGUCUGCAACUUUGUACUCAUUCUGGGACUCUAUGGAGGCAUCCUGAGAGCUGUGCUGAAGCUUCCCUCAGCUGCCAGUUGUGCCAAGGCCUUCUCUACCUGUUCCUCCCACAUGACCGUAGUGGCACUCUUUUAUGCUUCUGCCUUCACGGUAUAUGUGGGCUCACCUGGGAGUCAACCUGAAGGCACAGAUAAGCUUAUUGCCUUGUUGUAUGCCCUUCUUACCCCUUUUCUGAACCCCAUCAUCUAUACCCUUCGCAACAAGGAGGUGAAGGAUGCUGUGAGGGGGGUUGCCCACAGGAUCAGAACUAUUUUGAAGAGAUCUUGA
Choloepus didactylus (southern two-toed sloth) is the source of this 945-nucleotide messenger RNA. RefSeq names its product olfactory receptor 6N1-like. The record is from RefSeq and is a predicted model, not a curated record. Bases 1 to 945 code for a protein of 314 amino acids. Gene Ontology annotation, cellular component: membrane. Gene Ontology annotation, biological process: G protein-coupled receptor signaling pathway. Gene Ontology annotation, molecular function: olfactory receptor activity; G protein-coupled receptor activity. NCBI's taxonomy places the organism in Eukaryota, Metazoa, Chordata, Mammalia, Pilosa, Megalonychidae. The transcript has a single exon.